Messenger RNA from Culex pipiens pallens (northern house mosquito), 1559 nucleotides. RefSeq lists its product as uncharacterized. The record is from RefSeq and is a predicted model, not a curated record. Gene Ontology annotation, molecular function: protein binding. The transcript has 3 exons. Lineage: Eukaryota; Metazoa; Arthropoda; Insecta; Diptera; Culicidae. Gene Ontology annotation, cellular component: nucleus. The coding region runs from base 78 to 1388 and encodes 436 amino acids. Gene Ontology annotation, biological process: protein polyubiquitination.
UUUUCUUGAGUCUCUGUUGUUGCGGCGGCAUUUUUCAUCCUAAAUAAAUCGGAAAAUUUCCCCAAAUUUUCGCGCAAAUGGCUGCCGGCUGCAGCAAGUCGUUCACCUCCAAGUACGAGGAGGAGCUGUUUUACGACGUCGAGUUUGAGGACUUUUGCAAGAGCUUUGAAUUUUCGAAUUCCUCUUCCUGCUGGAUUUGCAACGGAUAUUACGGACCGAGUUACGGGGAGCCGCUUUGCGGCACGUGUCACGCGUUCAUCUUCCCGAACCAUCCGAGUGAGGAGGCGCAGGGGCUGGUGACGGAGUUUUCCGACGACGAGGAUUCCGGGAACGAUGAACCGCCGGAGAACGGGUCCGAAGCGAAGGACCGGGAUGAUGAGGAUGGCGGCGGGGGUGGGUCGGCGGAUUCGGACGUGGAGCGGCCGCGGCCGUCGGCGCCGCGCAAUUUGAACCAGUAUUUGGACAUGCUUUCGCAGCCGCGGGAUUCGGACGAGUGCCAGCAGAAGAUUUGCUCACUUCCGGUUGAGGUGCUGCUGUCGAUCUUUUCCUAUUUGGAUGAUUUGUCGUUGUGGAACGUGAGCGAGGUGUGCAAGCAGUGGAAGCGGAUACUGGAGGUCCACACGCCGCAGCAGAUGUGGAAGAAGUAUACGAAGGAGAGGUGGCCACUUUUUCAGCAGAUUUCCACCAUUCCGAACUGGUUGCAUGUGAGGAUCAACGGGGAGGGACUUCCGGUUGGGAUUGUGGGACUAACUCCUGCCUUUUUUGUAGAUGUACGGAGCCCUGAUGAAUUCCUGCUUCUGCCGGACCUGCCUCAUCCAGAUGGCGAUGAAGACGCCGAUGGCGAUGGGCCGCGUCAACCACAUCCGGGCGAACCGACUGCGGAGCGACAUCCGCUCGCUCGAUCUGGACGCGACCGAGGGCAUCGACGCCGUCGCGCUCGACAACCAGCUGUUCCACUGGCAGGCGUCGAUUCUGGGGCCCGCCGGAAGUCCGUACGAGGGCGGCAAGUUCUUCCUCUACAUUGUCAUUCCCUGCUCGUACCCGAUGCUGCCGCCGCAGGUUCGCUUCCUGACCAAGAUCGUCCACCCGAACGUGUCGCGCCACGGCGACGUCGGAAUCGACAUCAUCCAGCACAACUGGUCGCUCGCGUUGACCAUUUCGAAGCUGCUGCUGUCGGUCCAGAGUCUGCUGACCGAUCCGUUUACACAGAUCUGCAUGGAACCGGAACUCGGCCGGAUGUACGAGGCGGACCGGCCCAAAUUCGAGGCGCUGGCCCGGCGGUGGACCUGGAAGUACGCCAUGUACGAGGUGCUGCCCCCGCUCGAGGGACUCUUCUAAAGCACGUAGUCAACAAAACAGUCGUAAUAUUUGUAAACAACUCCAGGUGAGUUUCGAAUUCCUACCUUAGCUGCGCUGAAACUGGCACAAAAUUACUUGCUAGCUUACAAUAGAGAGAGACACACACACCCACACUUGAAACACUUUGCAUCUAACGGACAAUAUUGUUUCCUAAAAAAAUAGUGAUUAAAGGAAUAUUCGUCUAAAAGUAUACUGAAAAA